This is a messenger RNA of Labrus mixtus (cuckoo wrasse), 3289 nucleotides long. It is a transcript of the gene wnt1, whose product is annotated as wingless-type MMTV integration site family, member 1. Gene Ontology annotation, cellular component: extracellular region. NCBI's taxonomy places the organism in Eukaryota, Metazoa, Chordata, Actinopteri, Labriformes, Labridae. Gene Ontology annotation, biological process: canonical Wnt signaling pathway; multicellular organism development; neuron differentiation. The transcript has 5 exons. Gene Ontology annotation, molecular function: cytokine activity; frizzled binding. Bases 755 to 1867 code for a protein of 370 amino acids. The record is from RefSeq and is a predicted model, not a curated record.
CGGUUAGGGAGUAGGCUAAUCCAACCACCGGGUAAAAAGGGCAGUUUUCGAUGGCUCAUAUUCCUCUGUAACUGGUUUGCACCGUGACACCAGCUUUUGAGCAGCAGUGGAGCACCAAACCGGGGCGCACCCUCAGCAUCUCCACCAACACAUCACUGCUUCAAGGGCUCUUCUCCUUUCUGCAAGGCUGAAUGUUGAGGAGAGCGCGCAGCCAAUGGGAAAAUACUCUCAACCGCACACAUUUAAAGGGAAUCGAUUCUGUGAUGACCGUGAGAUUCCACAAGUAAUAUGCGCAACACUGUGGAUUGCCCUAUUUUUUUUUUCUUCCUUUCUCUUUCCUGCCCAGUUGUGCUUCCUUAUUCAUUGUGCGCCCUAUGAAGAGCAUUAACUAUCCCUCCCUCAAAUCCUAUUGAAAAGGCUCCGAAAAAAACAGAGGGAGAUGAGAGCAGCAAAUCCCUUUUUUAUUCCCCUCGUAGCGCUCAAUAAGAGAAGAAUGUGUUGCCUAUCAGUCACCGAGGGGAUCAAGUCUUCGGGACUGUCCCACGCGUUCAAUGCGCCGUGCAGAGCAUCACUGAGAGAGACAGAGUGAAGAGGACAACAGCAACAGCAGCAGCAGCAGCAGCAGCAGCAGCAUCCUGCCUGGACACUUCACAUCAUUUAGCAACCUGUCUGCACUCAAGAUCCAUUUAAGUCAAUUAGGGCUGCCUGCUUCUCUCACCUUUCAAUUCCUCUCAGCGGACUGUGGCUAGACACGAUGAGGAGUCUCGCGCUGCUGUUAGGAGUAAAAGCCGCGUGCAUCCUGCUGGUGUCCUCGCUCUCAGGCACAGUGGCCGUCAACAACAGCGGCCGGUGGUGGGGCAUUGUCAAUGUUGCAUCCACAUCCAACCUCCUGACCAAUUCAAAGAACGUGCAGUUGGUCCUUGACCCAAGCCUGGCCCUACUGAGUCGACGCCAGCGCCGGCUGAUUCGGCAGAAUCCUGGCAUCUUGCAUGCCAUCGCCGCUGGGCUGCACACUGCCAUAAAGGAGUGCAAGUGGCAGUUCCGCAACCGGCGCUGGAACUGCCCGACCACCCACAGCCCAGCAGUUUUUGGCAAAAUUGUCAAUCGUGGUUGCCGAGAGACAGCAUUUGUAUUUGCCAUUACCAGCGCAGGGGUAACCCAUGCUGUGGCUCGCUCCUGCUCAGAGGGGGCCAUUGAAUCAUGCACAUGUGAUUAUCGGCGCAGAGGUCCUGGAGGGCCAGACUGGCACUGGGGGGGUUGCAGUGACAAUGUGGACUUUGGACGGAUGUUCAGCCGUGAGUUUGUAGACUCCAGUGAGCGAGGCAGAGAUCUGCGGUACCUCACCAACCUUCACAAUAAUGAGGCUGGCAGAAUGACUGUAUCAUCAGAGAUGCGUCAGGAGUGUAAGUGUCAUGGCAUGUCUGGCUCCUGCACCGUGCGUACCUGUUGGAUGCGCCUGCCAAGCUUUCGCACUGUUGGAGACUUCCUUAAGGAUCGGUUCGAUGGAGCAUCCAGGGUUGUUUAUGCCAACAAGGGAAGCAACCGUGCCUCCCACAGAGCCGACCCCCGACACCUGGAGCCUGAAAACCCGGCCCACAAACCCCCCUCUGCCAUGGACCUGGUAUAUUUUGAGAAAUCACCAAACUUUUGCUCGUACAAUGGCAAAACAGGCACCCUGGGAACUUCUGGGAGAACAUGCAACAGCUCUUCUCUGGGCCUGGACGGAUGCGAGCUGCUCUGCUGUGGACGGGGGUUUAAGACUCGGACCGAGAGUGUGACUGAACGCUGCCACUGCACCUUCCACUGGUGCUGUCACGUCAGCUGCUUGAACUGCACCAGCACACGGACAAUACACCAGUGUCUAUGAUCACAGGUUGACAACUAAGUGAAUAUUAAGUCAAAGAACUUCUUAGCAAAACAGGUAGCUGGCUGAGAAAGCCACUAGCAAGGAGGUGUUAUAAGGUUUUAAAUAGACACUAGAAAACCUUCAAGGCGGGUAAACUGAUACAGGGAACUCUCUGGCACAAAAUUCAAUCAGUGUUUUUAAAGAGCGACGUGAAGAAAAGCACAAAUAUAUUAACAGGGUAAAGAGGGAGUAUGUGUGCUUGCUCCUUGCUUUUUGAUCCUGAAAAGUACUGCCACAACUGUUCAUACAUAAGAUGCUCAUCCACAAGUAGGCAGAAAAAAAAACCGAAGCAGCGAAAAAGCAAUUGCUAUAUCCAAGCACUACAACAGCCUACUUCUUCAUCAGUUUAACAUGUGUUUUCAUGGCAAGACAGCCACAAACAAAGAUAUUAGAAAAAACAAUCUGUUAUAGUUUGGCCUCACUUACGUUAAACAGUGUGAAGUUUCAUGCGAUGGGGCUGAGCUUGUUUCCGACUUGUGUACGUAGGCCCUGGAUGCAGCCCCAUCCUCUUGUCAUUUCCUCAACACAUUUGCCCAAUUGUCUUUUUAGAUUUCUGCAGAGAUGAAUUCACUUUAACCCUGACUUGCCACUCUGACUCACCACAGGUGAUCCUGAGGUUACAUGACUAGGACGAGUCCUUUUCAAGGAAAACAGAAACGUACUGAACAAAUCUUACUGAGGCAAUGUAAUAUGAAUGUAUUUUCAUUACACUGAAUAGUAUGGCAUGGCUAUGUGUCGAUUGCCAAAUGUGAGGGGUCAGUACUUUACAAUGAAUGAAAUGUGAUCUGUAGAAUCACUGCGUUAUCGAACGUAGUGCAGUAAAAAAAACAUACAUCAUAGUAAGAAAAAGACACUACAUUGCUGCCAAAACAUGAGUGUAGCAAGUUUAAAGUAGGCAAAUGAAGUUUAUCUUCAGGCAAGGCUGUAAGAAUACAGCCACUGCAAAAGAAUUAUACUGUAUAUCAGCUAGGAGAACCAAAAUGCUGUAAAUAUUAAAAUAUAUGAAUAUAUUUAUAAUGACGAAAUUUAAAUUUGUGGGGGUUUAUGGGCCUGUCGCUGGCUUGAGAACGCUCUAUCAUUAUUGUCCAGUCAGGAAAUGCUUUGACUUCAUGCCUUUUUCUAUUUUGGUGUAGUAAUGUAGCAGACACAAAACCGACUAACUAGAAACCCAACCUUUUCGCUUCCUCGCUUGUUUCCUGUAAAAACAUUUUUGUUUGUUCUUGCACUGAAUAUUUACCUUUUUUGAAUUAGUGUAAAUAAAAAAUAUUUAUUUCUGAGGAUUUUUAUACUAUUAUAGAGAGAUGUAAAAGAAGACAUGUUUUAGAUUUAAAUCAAAGGAUUCCAGUUGGUUUUGUAUUGUACCAUAGAACAAUAAAGUCUAUA